CACGUUCAACGUGAUCCACAUGCUUGUGUUUGAUUGGUUUAUUCAACAUUGUGGGCGGGACUGAGGAAGUAUAUUAUUGAAUGACCCACCCUCUUCCUCAUUGUGGUGAGAAACAGGCGUGUGUUUCAGGCUUUGCAUAACACAUUAGCAAAGAUGGUGAAGAUCUUCAUUGGGAACCUGCCUCCACAGGCAGAAGCAGAAGAAAUAAAGUCUCUGUUUACUCAAUAUGGAGCGGUCACUGAGUGUGCCAUUAUCAAGAACUUUGCCUUCGUCCACAUGGAUGAUCGCAAAAGUGCGACAAAGGCAAUCCGAAACCUUCAUUUAUACAAGCUGCAUGGAACGCCCAUCAACGUCGAAGCGAGUCGGGGCAAAAACCAGGGCCCGGUGAAGCUUCAUGUUGCCAAUGUGGAGAAAGGAGUAGACGAAGAGCUCAGAGCGCUGUUUGAAGAGUACGGCACAGUUACUGAAUGCGCAAUUGUUAAGAACUUUGCCUUCGUACACAUGAGCAAUUCCGAUGAGGCCAUGGAUGCCAUCAAGGGGUUGGACAAUGCUGAAUUCCAAGGCAAACGAAUUCAUGUGCAGAUUUCAAAGAGUCGACCAAGAGGCGAGGAGGAAGGCUACGGCCCCCCAGACAGUGGAUACUGGCCACCCCGUUUCCCUGGUGACCGGCCUGAGCCCCCUGGUUAUCCUAGGGGUCGCUUCGGGUAUCCCCCUGGUCCCCCACCUCCACCACCACCCAUGCCCCCCAGACGUCCCCCAUACCCAGAGCGUGCAGCGCCGGCAUACGAGCGCGAACGCGGUGUGGUCGACUAUUACGAGAAGUACCGUGCUCGCCCUUACGGCGCCGCCUCAUAUGAGGACCGGCGUCCGGGUGCCAUCCCCCCUCCCCCUCCGCCCCCGUCAUCCGGCAUUAUGAGAGAGCGAUUGGCUGGCAACGGCCUCGACCCCUAUGAGCGACGCCCCCUUCCACCCCCGCCAUCCUCGUACUACGCACGAGACCGCAGUCCCAUCAGACGUGCUCCUCCUACCCCUCAGACACCCGCCGGGAAUGGUUACUCAUUCGAGCGAUCUCGUCUCUCCCCUCUCUCCAUGUCUCGGACCCCGAUGUACAACAUGCCUCGGGCCAGAGACCCCUAUGCUGACAGGGCAGCGCCGCCUCCACCACCUGCGCGCUACUCGUAUUAAAGUGCACCACUGCGCUUUUGUAAUCCAAGGUGUAAAUUAUUCAACAAGAUCGUCGUCGUUGUCUCCAGGUGCACGUGCCGCGAUACGUCUUUGUCUGCCAGAGCGCGUUUCGUUCGCCUGCGCACCAUAGUGGAAGAGUUCUGUUGCGGACUGCACAUUCUAUAAAACUAUCGCUUUUACACGUAUAAAAUCGUCCUCAUGCUAAAUUGUCAACUCUGCUUCAUUUUAUUUUAUUUUUUUGCCUUGUUUUUAUUGUUUAACAUUUGAUAGGUGAGAGAGGCACUAAGCCAGAGCACGUCAAUUAGGUUAACUUGGUGGUUUGUUAAAGACAAUGAAAGGAACACACACAAAAAUUCUUCUUUCAAAGAACACUUCAAUGUAUCUCACUGUACAUUUUUACCUUUAAAAUCUGGAAUGAGCUUAUCGUUUGUUAUUAAACCACUGUAACAAGCGCUAUUCCAUAACUUUGAUUUUGAACCAAAAAGUCAUUUGUGUAAAGCUUUUUUUUUUUCUCUCUCUUUUCCCCUCUCUAAGCUAUUUGUUAAAGUGCGGCAUGCAAGUAAGAAUACAAUCUCCGCAGCAAUAAAACCUUUCCGUCUACUGGCUUUAUUGAAAUUGUGCUGUAGUGUGGAUUUUAAUUGCAGAGUAUCGAAGUUAAAGGACUUUGUAUCAUUUUCUUUCAUAGGAACACUUGAAAGUUUUAAUAAAAAGACUGGAACUUG
Molecule: messenger RNA, 1907 nt
Organism: Onychostoma macrolepis
Lineage: Eukaryota; Metazoa; Chordata; Actinopteri; Cypriniformes; Cyprinidae
Gene: rbm4.3
Product: RNA binding motif protein 4.3
Exons: 4
Coding region: 154-1185 (343 amino acids)
Biological process (GO): mRNA splicing, via spliceosome
Cellular component (GO): nuclear speck
Molecular function (GO): mRNA binding
Source: RefSeq, a predicted model, not a curated record